Molecule: messenger RNA, 11177 nt
Organism: Eriocheir sinensis (Chinese mitten crab)
Lineage: Eukaryota; Metazoa; Arthropoda; Malacostraca; Decapoda; Varunidae
Gene: Sec71
Product: brefeldin A-inhibited guanine nucleotide-exchange protein 1-like
Exons: 32
Coding region: 219-5816 (1865 amino acids)
Biological process (GO): regulation of ARF protein signal transduction
Molecular function (GO): guanyl-nucleotide exchange factor activity
Source: RefSeq, a predicted model, not a curated record
CAUGCUAAUUAACGCUACCGAGUCAGUCAGGGGGCGGAAUUUCGUCGCUUUUGCAUAGGGGUGUGGUGCCGUAUGUCGGGCGUCGCCGGUCACCUGAUGCCAACAGUCUCGCUCGUGACGCCCAGGUGUAUCUCACGUUUCUUAAAUGGCCAAGUAACAGCCUCGCCCGUGACUCCCAGGUGUUACUCACGUACCUUGCUGGGACAGGAUGUAUUAGAAUGACGUCAUCACCCUCCGCAAGAAUGUUUAUGCUGCGGGCCCUGGAAAAGAUCUACGCGGAAAAGGAGAUUCGGAGGUCACACCACUCACAGCUGAAGAGGGCAGUCGAGCAGGCCUUAGAUGAAAUCCGCGCUGAACUCCAGGAGGAUGAGAAAGUUCCUAGUGGUGGGGUGUCGGCUGCCCUGCCAGUGCCCAAGGGUGAUGCUCAGCACACGGAUGUUGAGGGUCACUUCCUGCCCUUCGAACUUGCCUGCCGCUCCAAGUCGGCAAGAAUUGUGGUUACGGCGCUUGACUGUAUCCAGAAACUUAUUGCAUAUGGUCACCUCACGGGGAACUCGGCUGACGUCAACAACCCAAACCGCCGCCUCAUUGACCACAUAGUUGAGACCAUCUGCAACUGUUUCAAUGGGCCUUCCACGGACAAGGAUGUGGAGAUUCAGAUCAUCAAGGCGCUGCUGACGGUCAUCACGUCACAGUAUGUUAGUGUACACGAGGGCACCGUGCUGCUGGCCGUCCGCACCUGCUACAACAUCUUCCUUGCCUCGCGGGACAUGAACAACCAGGUCACUGCCAAGGCCGCCCUCACACAGAUGAUCAACAUUAUAUUCACCCGGAUGGAGAACCACACUCUUGAGGAUGGGGGUGAGCGUGAGCACAGCAACAGCACCGCCUCCUCCAGCAGCGCCGCCACUGCCACCUCCAACAACAGCAGCACCAACAGCAAUGGCAACAUAAAUAGCAGCAACAGUACUAUUGAGAACACCAACAACAUAAACAAUAGCAGCAGCACUCAGCCAGUGCCCCAGGAGAAUGGGCCUCAGGAGCCUCAGGUGCAGGAGACUUCACCACCUUGGCAGCACCCAGGCUCCCUCCCCAACAGCCUGCCAGCCGACACUACCACCACCACCACCCCAUCCAUUAAUGCUGGCACCAUUGAGGAGGAGGAGGAGGAGGAACUAAAAAAAUCAGAUGCUGCAGGAAGAGUAGAGGAGCCACCCCUGGUACCCAAUGGCUCAGCAGUGAUAAUGGAGCAGGCGCCCACCACCCCCGACUCCCAUCAAAUUGCAACUGAGCUUGUGGCGGACAUAGUGAACCAGGCAGUGACGGUGGUGACUAAUGAGGACACCAUAGCCACUCCUGUCACUUCCAGUGACAAGGCUGCCACCAAUGGUAGUGUUGAGGACUCCACAGAUGUCAUACAGUCAUUGGCCAAUACCGCCGUGUCUGAACCUUCUCAGGACAGCACUGUUACUGCUCCACAUCCUGCGGAUACUCCUAACCAGGAAGACUCCCCCCCUCUCCCUUCCUCUGACCACCGCAGUGAUUCUGUAGCCUCUAACCCCCCCCAGACGCCCACCUCCAUCACCAGAGUACCCUCGCAAGAGAGCAUAAACAUAAUGACUGAAGGGGAUGCCGCCAUGACAGCCAAGUUGUCUCACACACUUCAGAAAGAUGCCUUUCUUGUUUUCCGUUCAUUGUGCAAACUUUCCAUGAAGCCCAUGCCAGACUCACCAGACCCCAAGUCUCAUGAAUUGCGGUCCAAGAUCCUCUCUCUGGAGAUGUUGCUUUCCAUAGUGCAGAAUGCUGGCCAGGUGUUCCGCUCCAAUGACACCUUCAUCACUGCCAUCAAGCAGUACCUCUGUGUCGCCCUCAGCAAGAAUGGCGUCUCUCCCAUCCCCGAAGUGUUUCACCUGUCGCUCGCCAUCUUUGUUGCAUUACUGUCAAAUUUCAAGGCUCACCUCAAGGUCCAGAUUGAGGUUUGUUUCAAGGAGAUAUUCUUGAACAUCUUGGAGGCUGGCAGCUCCAGUUUGCAGCACAAGUGGAUGGUGAUCCAGGCACUAACCAAGAUAUGUGCUGAUGCCCAGUCUGUGGUUGACAUUUAUGUUAAUUAUGACUGUGACCUCAAUGCUUCAAAUGUUUUUGAAAGGCUGGUAAAUGACCUGAGCAAGAUAGCGCGAGGGGGCCAACCUGGGGAGUUUGGGGCGACGGCAGGACAGGAGCAGCCCAUGAAGACCAAGGGGCUGGAGUGUCUGGUGUCCAUCCUGAGGUGCAUGGUGGAGUGGUCCAAAGACCUCUACGUCAGCCCCAACACACUCUCCAACCUCAAUCAAGAGAAAAAGAAAGAAGCAGAUGAGCCUGAAGUUCAUAGUUCAGCCGAUGAAAACAAGACAUUGUCGCUGGCCCGACAUGGCUCACAAAACUCCAUAAACUCCUUGUCCAAUCCACCGCCUGUUGGGGUGGAUAAGCCUGAACAGUUCAUGUCUCUCAAGCAUCGCAAGGAGCUACUGGAGGAAGGCAUCAAAAUUUUCAGCGAGAAGCCUCAGCGAGGUUUGACCUUCUUGCAGUCUGAGGGGCUUCUGGGACCCACUCCUCUUGACGUGGCCAAAUUCUUUCAUGAUGAUGAUAGAUUAGAUAAAAAUAAGAUUGGUGAAUACCUCGGGGAUCCAGGCAACAAGGAGUGUAUGUGUGCGUACAUUGAUGAAAUGGAUUUUGGUAAUCAAGAAUUGCUUCCUGCCUUAAGAAUGUUUUUAGAAGGUUUCCGGUUACCAGGAGAAGCACAGAAAAUUGAUCGCCUUAUGGAAAAAUUUGCCUCAAGAUACUUUGAGUGUAACAUGAACCAAGGCUUAUUCACCACUGCUGAUGCGGCUUACUUGUUGGCGUACUCCAUCAUCAUGCUCACCACAGACCUUCACAGUGUUCAUGUUAAAAAAAAGAUAACCAAGGAGCAGUACAUCAAAAUGAACCGUGGGAUCAAUGACACCAAAGACCUUCCCGAGGAGUAUCUCUCUGCAAUCUAUGAUGAAAUUGCAGGCAAAGAACUCAAGAUGAAGACCACCUCUACAAAACUAGGAAAGCAAGCAGUUAUCAGUGAAAAGAAGCGCAGGUCUACCUUCAACAUGGAAAUGGAAACCAUCUCACUAACAGCAAAGUCCUUGAUGGAGGCAGCAUCCCAGACGAGUGCCCCAUUCACCCUCGCCACCCACGUGGAGCAUGUUUGCCCCAUGUUUAAGAAAACAUGGCCGUCCUUCAUUGCAGCAUUCUCAGAGACUCUGCAGAAGACUGAAGACAAUGUGGAGGCCUCCCUGUGUCUUGAUGGCAUUCGCUGUGCCAUCAGGAUCACCUGUAUAUUUGACAUGACUAUAGCAAGAGAUGCCUUUGUGCAGUGCCUCGCCCGCUUCACCCUCCUCAACGCCACCACGCCCAUCUCGGAGCUCAAGGCCAAGAAUGUCGACUGCAUCAAAACGCUCAUCACUGUUGCUCAUACUGAUGGAAACUAUCUUGGGAAGUCAUGGCUCGAUAUUCUCAAAUGCAUCAGUCAGCUGGAACUGGCCCAGCUGAUUGGGACAGGAGUCAAAUCACAGUACAUCAAAGACUCUGGCCUUAAGAUACCUCACGAACCAUCUAACUUCCUGGAUGCCUUCCCAGAAAUAUUCACUGGUGAGCAGAAGAAGCUUGCCCACAUCAAGGAGAGUAUGGGAGAAACAUCCUCGCAGAGUGUGGUGGUCGCGGUGGACAGGAUCUUCAACUGUUCCCCGAUGCUGGAUGGGCAUGCUGUGAUUCACUUUGUGGUGGCACUGUGUCAGGUGUCCCUGGAGGAGCUGUCUGCAACCACCCCUCGCAUGUUCUCCCUCCAGAAGGUUGUGGAGAUCUGUUACUACAACAUGGGCAGGAUCAGGCUGGAGUGGUCCAGGAUGUGGGAGGUGUUGGGUGAAUACUUCAACAAAGUGGGCUGCAACCCCAACAAGGACACAGCAGUGUUUGCGGUGGACUCCCUCCGACAGUUGUCCACCAAGUUCAUAGAGAAGGGAGAAUUCUCAAAUUUCCGCUUCCAGAAGGAAUUUUUACGUCCAUUUGAACACAUCUUGAAAAAGAAUAGGUCGCCUGUGAUAAAGGACAUGGUGGUGCGCUGCAUCACCCAGAUCGUCACCUCGCAGGCUAAGAAUAUUAAGUCGGGAUGGAAAAAUAUCUUCAGUGUCUUCCAUCUUUCCGCAUCAGACAAUGACCAAAAUAUCGUUGAGAUGGCCUUUGAAACCACUAAAGAAAUUAUCUGCCAAAUAUACAAGAAACACUUCGUCACUGUUAUUGAUUCAUUCCAAGACUCUGUCAAGUGCCUGAGUGAGUUUGCUUGCAAUGCUGGCUUUCCCGACACCAGCAUGGAGGCAAUAUCACUUAUACGAGACUGUGCUAAGUAUGUGGAUGAGAAACCACAGAUGUUCCGAGAGCAUAACCUGGAGGAUGUGACAGUGUGUGCUGAUGACCGGGUGUGGGUGAGAGGCUGGUUCCCCAUUCUCUUUGAGCUCUCUUGCAUCAUCACCCGGUGCAAGCUGGAUGUGCGCACUCGAGCCCUCACUGUGCUCUUUGAGGUGGUGAAGAACUAUGGUGGUUCCUACUCCCCUCACUGGUGGAAGGAUCUCUUCAAAAUUCUGUUCAGGAUAUUUGAUAACAUGAAGCUUCCAGAACAGCAGACGGAGAGUGCAGUGGAGUUAAACGAGAGGCAGGCUGAGAAGAACGAGUGGAUGACAACAACUUGCAACCACGCUCUGUACGCCAUUGUGGACGUGUUCACUCAGUAUUUUGACGUGCUGAGUCCCAUCCUCCUGCAGGACCUGUACACGCAGCUCCACUGGUGUGUGCAGCAAGAUAAUGAACAGUUGGCUCGGUCGGGUACAAACUGCCUUGAGAACCUUGUGAUCAGCAAUGGCCCCAAGCUGGAUGCCCAGACCUGGGACAAGACCUGCCAGUGCCUCCUGGACAUCUUCAACUCCACGCUGCCCCAUGCCCUCCUCAGCUGGCGACCUACAGAACCUGCCUCUGCACACACAGUUAGCGGAGGAGCCUUCUCGGGGCUGUUGAUCCGGUGCGUGGUGCAGCUGGAGCUCAUCCAGUGCAUCGACAACAUUGUCUUCUUCCCGGCCACCAGCAAGAAGGAGGACCAGGAAAACUUAGCUCUAGCCCAGGCCGGGGACGCCAUGGAUGUGGUGACGAGGGAGCAGCGUGAGGAUCAGGGGAUGUACCGCCACCUCACCGCCGAGCACCUCUUCACACUCCUUGACUGCCUCAUGGCCUCACACAGCUUUGCCAAAACGUUCAACUCUAAUCACGAACAAAGAAAUCUCUUAUGGAAAGCAGGCUUUAAGGGGAGUGUAAAGCCAAACUUGCUGAAGCAGGAGACUCAGUCGCUUGCCUGUGCACUGAGAAUCCUCUUCCGAAUGUUGGCUGAUCCGUCCAGAGAAGCAGAAUGGCCGCAGGUUCAAGAACGGCUGAUCUCAGUGUGUCGGUCAGGCUUGGAGUACUUCCUUUCACUACCUGAGACCCACCGGGAGGCCUGGACCAACCUCAUCCUCCUUUUCCUCACCAAUAUUCACAAGAUGUCCAAUGACCAGUUUGCUGCCCAUGCCUCAAACUAUUACCCAUUCUUGUGUGAAAUCACUUGCUUCAAUCUCAAGCCUGAAUUGAGGGCUGUGCUGAGAAGGUUUUUCCUGCGCAUUGGUAUAGUAUUUAACAUCACCCACCCAAGUGUGCGUCACCACACCACCUCCACGUCAUCCCUCAACUCCAAAUCGCAGUCCCGAGAAAGGUUGCCCAGUGAAUCGUAGGUAAGGAAGAAGCUGCCCUCCUCUUCCUCAUGGGGAUGUCUGUGAAUUAAGUUACUGAGAGAAAAGAACAAAGUGGAAACCUUUAGGGUUUGUGAUACUGGAAACUCCAGAAUUCCCUGGAGUGGAAAUGUAGAUCAUAUAGUAUAUAAAAGUUUUAUAUAAAAAGUACUGGUAUGUGAUUUAAACAUAUAUUUUGGGAGAUGGCAUGCAUAAUUACAGCCUUGGGAUAUAAUUCAUUGUUAUGCAACUCACUUCCAUUAUGUCUGAAUAUAUAUCCUCAUAAAUAAAGUUAAAAGAGAUUGCUGUAUUCAUAUGCAAGUUAUACAACAUAUAAAGGUAUUGUAUUUAUGAACCAAAAUAGUUACUGUUGAAAUUGAAACAUUGUUUUUGUUUUGUUUUGUUUUGAGCAUAUCAACUGUAAGUAUUUUAAGGUUUUGAUCUUUUUUUUAUUUUAUUGAGGUGUAAAAAGUUUAAAGACAGUAUCUGUUUAAGUAUUUUUGUAUUCAAAGUUUUAAAAGUUUAUGGCCUUGCUUUCCUCUCUGUACUUGAUAGGUGAUUACUAUUCUGGUGCUCUUCUGUCUCCUGUCACAGCUGGAUGUUCAGUCGAAAGUAAUUUAUUUGGAAUGGCUCCUGUUCCAUUAUGCAUUAAUAGUUCACACCGUCCUGAGUGUGAGGGUUAUCCUUCUGCAUUAGUGUUCCAUUUACUUUGAGCUUAGUUUGAGAUUUUAAUAUUCCUUAAUAGUACUGUUCAUUGCUAGGGGCCUAUGGAAUCAAAAGGUGGCAAGUUGAAGGAAAUUUUAAUAUCUAGAAUUUCCUGCCCAGUAAGCAAAGUAAAAAUAAAAGAAUAUGGCUGUCCCAAACCACCAGCAUGCCAUGCUUUAGGAGUGUUUGGCGUGUUUGUGUAUAUAGCAACACAGCUGGUUGAGUUGACAAGAAUGACAGAGAAAAUGGGUUUGGUAAAUCAAGGUAAUUUGUGAGAUAAAAUGUGUAUCACUUGCUGAUAGAUCAAAAUCUUAUAUUUUGAAGUAACACAGCAAAAGCUUUAAUUCAGUCACACUUCAUUCUUGUUUUUUUGUUCAUUUUAUUUCUAGGUUUCCAUGAAAAAGAAACAUUUGCAGUAAAGAAAAACAUGAAUUUCCAUUGUGGAUUUUGUUUUUGUUUAAUUGUGAAAUGGUGGCUAGAUGAGUUUUUUGUAAUGUUUAGUUGUGAAAUGAUGACCAGAUGAUUCUUCUUGGUGUUCCUUUAAGAGGAAUGUAAAUGUAUGACAGUGCAGCAUCUCUCUUUCAUAAAUGUGUUCUCUGGACAAUAUCACACUCAGCAUCACAAUUACCUGACAGAUAUCACAGCAGAGUAUCUUGCUGCCAAAAUGUCAAAAAGUUUGUUUGCUAAUUUGCUGACUUUCUUAGUAAUGUUUCAUAAUGCUGUACUAAAUCAUUCAGAAGUAGGAGUGGCUAAACAGGAAUGGGUUGUGAUAACUAUCCACGGUCACAUUUUACCUCAUUCUUUUUUCACACCCGGUAAAAGAAUAAUGUUAAAAGUUUUUGUAUGAAGAAAUGCAUUUUGAUUAGUGUUAGCAAAUUUAUAAUGUAACAUGUCUACACUUGGAGUCUGUAUUAAGUUCUUUAUAGAGGAAAUCCUUGUUGACUCUUAAGAUGUAAGUACUGUACAUACCAAAAUAUAACGGAGGUACUGGACUUCAUAUCUGAUGUCCAAAAAUUAGUCUAUUUAAAAAAUGCUUUUUAAAAUUGUCAAAUCAUAAUCAGUCUGCAGAUUUUUUUAGUUUUAGCAAUGAAUCAAUAAAAUUCUGCUCUGGUGCAUGGAGCUGGAAGGCUUCAUGGCACAGUACCCAGCUGGAGGAGGGAGAGUUCCCACCUGGCACACAACAGUUUCCUGGUAAGAGAAGCCAAGCUAUUCUGUGUGGUCUUUGUUGCCUAGGGCUUCAUAUUAUUGUUUUUAUGUUCAUUUAUUUUUCCCACAGAUUUGUCAUAUAUAAAGUAAAAUGAGUAUGGUUUCUUCCUUCUUCCCAAUGACUUGCUACACUUUUUUCACGUCAUUUUGAAAAUCAAGGAAGGCCUUACAAAAGUCCUAUAGAAUUUAGGGCACCUCUCUGCCAGUGCUUUUUUUGCUCAUUUUUCCUGCUUUUCUUGAGUUUGCUGGUUUUAAAGAAAUCAUCUCUAUUCUAGUUGUAACUUGAUAAAUUCAUGUUCUUCAUUAUCAGCAUUGCUGUGUCUGCAAAACAUGGAGCAAAAAUUAAUUAAACAAUGUAUUGUAAAGAUAUCUAUCACCUGUCCAUAUUUGCCAAAAUUUUACUUUCAAGUUAGUUGCCGUCAUUCAGUCAGUUUUAUGGCACUUUAUCGGAAAGGGAAUGAACCACUGCUAUGGAUGCAGGAAACCAAGUACUUAUGGUCUAGGUUGGACCACCUCCCCAUCACUUUUGGUACCCUCUGGGAGCACUCAUGGUCUUCCCUCAAACACAGAUGGGUCAGUUUUCCAUAUGGCCUCUCUUAAGUCAUUCAUUCAGUCAGUGUUGAUCAUUUAUUCGCCUUCAUUAUCACUUGCCUUGCCACUCCUAAACUCUUCCUCCAUCUGUAUUUCCUCUUGCCAACAACUUGAACUCUCAAAAGGAGAGUCUCAAGACACCUCUCCUCCCUAAACUGACCUCUCUCCUGGCCACUCGUUCUUUACUCUUUGCUGGAGCAGUGAAUAGUGGGCUUUUUUGUUUUUGUGUAUUUGCUAUUGCCCUUGAGCUGCUUUGUUGUAAAAAAAAAAAAAAAGAAUGAGGAGAUGGAAAGAGACAAGCAGACUAUUUUGGAAUCCAUUAUGUUGCAUAUGAUUUUAUUUCACUUACAAAUCUAUAUUUGUCUGCAGGAAAAUGAUUGUUUUAUCAGUAUCCUUACAUACAAUGUCUGAAAGCUAGGAGUUUGUGAGAGUUGAAGUGGUGGCCCAAGCAAUGAAAUAGCGACAAUUUACUUGAGGACAUUGGGAAAGGCCUUUGUCCUGUAAUGAACUGAUAAUGGAUGAUAGUGAUGAAGUAACUGGAAUCCUAAAAUUGUCACACAAUUGUUAUUUUUUUAUUUAUUUAUUUAUUAUUUUUUUUUUUCCAGCAGAAAUAUCACUAACUGCUGUCAUGAAAAAAUUAUAAAAAUACAAGACACUAUCUUGUUGAUUAUAAAAACGUAUUCACACUAUUUUCCAAGAAUAUGAAAGAUUCAGAAGAAAAACCAUAACACACUCCAGCUCAGUACAUCCAAUGGGGGCCGGGCAGCUCUGUGGUAAAGUGUUCAGCUCGUGGCUUAAGUUAGCCUUCCAGCCACAACAGCUUUUUUGUUUUGGGGUCACUGCUUUCAACUAACCUAAACGAUGUUACACAUUUUAGAUUGCCUAGCUUUGGGAAUUACUAUUUCCAGUAUAUCUUAGAUACUAACUCUCUGGAACAGCAAUCCAGUACCUUCAUACAUACUAUGUGGUACUACGAAGGCUUAGGAAGUGUGGACAUGCAAGGAAUUCCAUUUUUUAGGAUGGUCCUUAUUGAAUUCAAGAUGUGCAAUAUAUUACUUGAUUUUUUUUUUUACUUGUCAAGUUUUAAGUGGUCUGCUAACAUGAACUUUCUUUCUGAAUUAAUUUUCAAAUGAACUUUCUUUAGAUCUGAAUACUGCAACAUUCUGUGAUUCAGUAAACUACCAUGUGUGUGUGUAUUACAGAAUAUUCAGUUGCAUUUGAAAUAUUUAUAUCUCAUAAUUUGUGAAUAGUAAAACUUUUGCAUAGUGUGUAUCAUUACUUUUUUUUUAAUUAUACCCCAUUCAGUAUUGAGCUUUUCAGCCAUACGCUUUGAUACACCAACAUUUUUAUCAUGAGGUUUUGGUUUCCGUGACUCAAAUGUAUGUAGCUAGUUUACCUGUGAUUGCAAGCAUCACACAUAAGGCAACAUUUGGCUAACUACAAAUGAUUUCUGUGUCAGUGUCCAAGCAAGUUUUGUCAUGGUUCUGUACUGGUCCUCAUUUUGGGGUUCACACAAACAACACAGGAUCUGAACUUGUGGGUGUUUGGAAUGGGCCCCAAAUGAUUAUUAUCUUUGUUGUUUUUCUUAGACUUUCUUUGUGAUUACAGUAUUGUAUAUUUCUUGUUUUCUGUCUGCUUGAUGUGCAUGAAUUGAAUGGUGGGUAAGAGAACCAUUGCUACACCCUUAAACUGGUCUGCAUCCCUAAUUCUUUGACAUGGGUGACAGGUGACAAAUUCUUGGAGACUUUUUUUACACUAUCAAGUAAAUAUUGUACUUGCAAGUUGAAAAAAUGGAAACAAAAUUGCAAAAAAAAAAAAAUAUUAGAUAUAUAUAUCAUUUAUUUUUAUUUUUUGCUUGUUUUGCUCUUCUGUCAACCAGGUUUUUUCAUUUCAGUUUUUUAUUAGAUUUUUGUUGCCUUUUGUGGCUUUAAGCUAUUCAGAGUGUGAUAUAAUGAGCUGUGGCUAGUUUUUUCCAGAAAAGGAAACCACUGCAUUAUUCUUUCUUUGUGUAUAUCGGUCAAUAUAACACCAUUGUAUUAUUCAUGACAGUAGAUAUGAAAACCAGUUGAGUGCAUUGUUUAAUAUCUGAGGUAGUGUUGGGCUCCCAAUUAAAUUUGGUUAAAUGCCUCAGGGAUCUAAAAAAAAAAAGCGAAAUUCAUCUUUUUUUUUUAGUUGUCAAUGGGAUGGUAAUAGUUCCUCAUAUGGUACAUAAGCACACUGUUCAGAAUAUAGAUUAUUAUUUGGAUAGAAAGUGAAUUUUAUAUGCUUCCCUCAGACCAGCUACCUAAUCAUUUGAGGUGUGUAGUUUGUAUGCUGAUUGCCCAGAAUAGCUGUUCGUAUGGUUGUGUGAAAAUAAGAUGAUUUUAUUGUUAACAAGGCAUAAUGUUUCAUAUAUUCAUUUUAUUAUGCAGCUUUGAACAGAAAGGGAACUUGGUUGCAGGAAACUUGCGAUGGAAUUAUAGAAAACUACUGAAAGUUAUCCAAAGGUCGAUGAUUAUUAUGUUUAAAAGGUAAUCAGUCAAGAACAUUAAACUAUAUAAUAUUUUAAAUGAAUAAGGAAGGAAAAUGUUGCACUGAUUUUUUUUUUUUUUUAGUCUUUCUAAUUUCUGAAAAUCUUUAUUCACCUUCAAGGGAAAAUAUUUUGGGGCCAUAUUUAAUAUUUAGUAAAUAUUUUUCAUUGAUAAUUACAUAAGAUGUCUACCAGUGCUUGAUUCUUUUGUUUCAGUUGUGCUCAGAGUAUGGAGAAGUGUGGGGCUCCAAGUCUGUUGUUUAUAUAUGUGGUGAUGUAUAUUUAUAUCAGAGCAAUUGUAUAUACGAAUGAUUAGUUAUUUCAUAAUGAUAAAUAAACUUAGAAGCUAAAUA